AUGGCAAGCAUGGGCGACGCCUCAGGCCCCAUGCCGGCCAUCCAAGAUAUGCGUGCGCCAAGGGUUUGCUACCACCUUAAGAACCUCUCCAUUGCGGUAAACCGCUACGGCGCGCGUGGUGUCGUCGCGCUCUGCGACGUGUUCCGUCGCGGUGUGGCGCCGACGCUGCAUUUGCUCAACGUCAGCUGGACGCCCAUCGGCGACAACGGAGCCGCGGCGCUAGCAACGACGCUCGCGAUGGGCAAGCCGUCGCGUUCGCUAGACGUGUGGGGCUGCGACGUGGGUGCCGAUGGCGCGAUGGCACUCGCGGCUGCCCUCCCGGCUGCGGGUCAGAGGUGUCAUGUGAACGCCCCAUUUAAUCGGAUGGGCCUCGCGGGCCAGGCGGCACUGCUGGAGGCGCUCGAGGCGAAGCACGGGCCGCAGCUGGGGCAUGGCUUUGCGGUGCUGCAGGUGACCUUGCUUCCCUGGUCGACCCCGCUCGUGCGCGCACUUGGUCGAGGGUUUCGCCGUGUGUUUGAGAGCGGCCGAAUGCGCGUGUAG
Molecule: messenger RNA, 540 nt
Organism: Emiliania huxleyi CCMP1516
Lineage: Eukaryota; Haptophyta; Isochrysidales; Noelaerhabdaceae
Exons: 1
Coding region: 1-540 (179 amino acids)
Biological process (GO): activation of GTPase activity; nucleocytoplasmic transport
Cellular component (GO): nucleus; cytosol; perinuclear region of cytoplasm
Molecular function (GO): small GTPase binding; GTPase activator activity
Source: RefSeq, a predicted model, not a curated record